UGAGAAUUCGCCAACUUCCGGCAAUACUGGAAUCAAAGAAGACCUUCGAAGACCUUUGAAUUGAAUGUUUGGAAAUUUGGAAUGGUUUUUUAAAUGUGAUUCUGUUGUGAGAAAAGAGAAAAUAUGUGUGAAGAAUUUUCAGACAAGAUAAAGAUCAAAGCGGAUAUUGAAGAAGUAAUUGUAAAUCCGGACAAGGUUCAACCCAUUAUUGUUAAUUUUCAAAAUGGAGAACUCAAAGAUGAAGAGGCUAAGAAAAUGGAGUGCGGUCUAUUCUACGACUCCAAGAAAAAUAAAAGGACCUUGGCUCUUUCAAAUGGACAGAUUGUUUACAGAGGUUAUAAGCCCGACACGAGUCAAGAUUUAAUGCGCACCAUGCUUGUUCUUCAUAACAAAAAGACAGGCAAAGUUCGAAUGGUCCAUGUUGAACGAUGGCAGGUGACUCCUGUAUUGGAAAAACCAGUGACGGAAAAUGGUUCAGCAACAACGCAUGAAAAGGUUGCUAUGUUGAAUAAACAAUUUGGUUCGAAAAAGAUGAAGCGAAAAACAGAACAAUUUGAGAAACUGAAAGUAAAUGUUGACUUUGUUAAAGAGCAAUUAGAGCAAACAGUGAUCGAUGUUGAGAUUGACAAAAAUGAUUUGUCAGUGCAACUAGCAAACAACGAGUACAUAACAAAUACUACUUUGCCAAAAUGUAAUAGGGAAGCAAAAACUGUAAAAGAUGUUUAUGAUAUAUAUGAUAUCAUACCACAGGAGAAGUUAGAAACUCUUUAUGAUAAAGCUAUAGAAACUCUAAAUGAUGAUUCUAGUUUAGUAGGGGGAUCAAAAUUCUUCCAUAGGACAAUAAAGUUCUUGCACACAGACCCAGACAAGACCAAAAAGACAGCUUUACUGCUUUAUAUACAAGCAGUUGCAUCAUGGUUAAAUAUGCCCAUGAAAGAUGGUAAAAAACGAGGUAUUGAAGUUUGUGAGGCUUCGCAAGAGGUGAAUUCGCAUAUACUAGACACAUAUAGUGUACAAAGCACAACUGGAAGAUUAAGACCAGCCAGUAUUAAAGAUAAAGGAGUGAUACACUGUAUGAUUUUAGCUUUAAUAAUUUGCAAUUUUAUAUUAGAUAUAGAAUUGCUUGCAACAACAUUUAGUCAUAAAAUUGGUAUGAAAAAAUUAUUAGAUCUUGCCAGAAUUAUUGGUGCUACGUCAACAAAGGAAGACAAGAAGAUUAUUACUUUAAAAAUUCCAUUGCCACCGGCAGCUGUUCUAAGAAGAAGCAAAAGGAAAUAAUUUUAUGAGAAGUGAAAUCUUCUUCAAGAUAUAUUUGUACAAAUAAAAUAUAUUUAAAUAUUAAGACACUUUUUAAUAUCGCGAGAAAAUUGAGCCAUACUUAGUGUGCUUUAUUAGAAUUAUCAAAUAUUAUAUAAUUUUAUUAAAAUUAUCAAAUAACUUGCAAUAAUACAGUAGAAAGUAUGCGUGUGUGAAUAAACAUAAUUGAAAUUACCAACAACAGGAUCUCGUGUGUAUGACUCGAUUCAGUACUUGAUCACAUGAAUGUUAAAUAUUGCAUCUAUUUUAUUAAACAUUAUAAUUUUAAUCUAUGUACGGGGUAAUUAGAACUAUUCGAAAUACAAAUCUAAAUGCUUGAAA
Megalopta genalis is the source of this 1638-nucleotide messenger RNA. RefSeq names its product DNA-directed RNA polymerase I subunit RPA49. The record is from RefSeq and is a predicted model, not a curated record. Gene Ontology annotation, biological process: DNA-templated transcription. Lineage: Eukaryota; Metazoa; Arthropoda; Insecta; Hymenoptera; Halictidae. Gene Ontology annotation, molecular function: DNA binding.